AUGCCGCCUAAAGGACGUCAAAAUAAGAGGGAAACCUCUGAAGUUGUUGAGGUUAGUGAAUGCUCUGAUGAUAGUUUGAUUGUGCCUCUAGAGCUUGAAAUAUCAAUUGAAGAUACUGAAAAUUUCGUGGACGACGAUGACGAAAUUACGGAGGAAGAUAUGGCUGCAGAAAUCGAAAGAAACCAAAUAGAUGUUGAGCAUUUACAAAAGCAAAUGAGAAAAUCAAACUUGAAGAAAGAGCUGAUGGAAUGUCGAAAGAGGUUAGAAGAGAUGAAAAUUUUAGCGUCCACAAAAGGUAUGCCUACUAUUUCGAACGUAAAAUCUGGACUGAAAUUGACAGAUCUGAGGAAGAUGUCACAAUUAGGUGCCGAAGUUGACAAUAGAAUGACUUCUAUUGGAUUAGUUGACUCCGACAGCGACUCCGAUGUUAGCAUGAGUUUUGAAAAGGACAGGUCAAAAACCAGACCACGAAUAUCAACAAAAUCUGGUAUUAACGCGAGAUCCAGCGACAUGGUCGUUUGCCCACGACGUUGGCCUCACGCUUCCCUCCAUUUCCAACAUGCAAGCAAGAAUUAUAAUUUUGCUGAUUUGCCACUAAAUCUUUUUGUAGCAGGGGAAUUAAAAAUUCUGUCGAAUUCAGAAACUUUGAGCGUUGAGAGAGAUGGGAGGUUAGCUUUGCUUAAGAAAAUUGUAUAA
Lottia gigantea (owl limpet) is the source of this 696-nucleotide messenger RNA. RefSeq lists its product as hypothetical. The record is from RefSeq and is a predicted model, not a curated record. Bases 1 to 696 code for a protein of 231 amino acids. The transcript has a single exon. NCBI's taxonomy places the organism in Eukaryota, Metazoa, Mollusca, Gastropoda, Lottiidae.